UCAAGAGGCCAAGUGACUGACRAGCCCGUGACAACUAUGACGUCACAAACACUCAAUCUUCUUGAAGCGACAAAACAUGGCGACCAAAAUGCCAACAAACGCGCGGCAAACUUAGUCGUCUCCUCUGGGACCAAUUUAUCCUAAUCAUCCCWAAAAACUGAUAUAUUAGCCCGUAACAUGGUCGAUUUGUGUAAGAAAUAUGGAUUAAAUGUUGACUCCGUCAUCGAACAGCUGCUUGACUACAAAAACACACCCGGCAAACAGGUUCAAUUACCCGAGGUUCAAAUAAGAGCACUUUGCCAAGUAUCAAGGGAAAUCUUUCUGCAACAGCCAAUGCUUGUUGAGUGUGGUGUACCCAUCAAUAUAUGUGGUGACAUCCAUGGUCAAUAUGAAGAUCUUUUAAGACAUUUUGACACAAUAGGAUAUCCACCAAAGGCUAAUUAUUUAUUUAUGGGUGAUUACGUUGACAGCGCACCAAACUAUUGUGGUGAAUUUGACAAUGCUGGAGGGAAAUCAACACCAUGUUGUMUACUCUAUCUUCAAAACAGGAUGUAUGGAUUUUAUGAUGAAUGUAAACGAAGAUACAAUAUAAAGCUAUGGAAAACGUUUACUGACUGCUUUAACUGUCUACCUAUAGGUAAGACCAUACUGUUGUAA
Messenger RNA from Exaiptasia diaphana, 657 nucleotides. Its product is annotated as serine/threonine-protein phosphatase PP1-gamma catalytic subunit. The transcript is spliced from 4 exons. The coding region runs from base 178 to 657 and encodes 159 amino acids. Gene Ontology annotation, cellular component: cytoplasm; nucleus. Gene Ontology annotation, molecular function: protein serine/threonine phosphatase activity. Lineage: Eukaryota; Metazoa; Cnidaria; Anthozoa; Actiniaria; Aiptasiidae. The record is from RefSeq and is a predicted model, not a curated record.